This is a messenger RNA of Dendrobium catenatum, 675 nucleotides long. Its product is annotated as probable mediator of RNA polymerase II transcription subunit 26b. The coding region runs from base 1 to 675 and encodes 224 amino acids. The record is from RefSeq and is a predicted model, not a curated record. Gene Ontology annotation, cellular component: nucleus. The transcript has a single exon. NCBI's taxonomy places the organism in Eukaryota, Viridiplantae, Streptophyta, Magnoliopsida, Asparagales, Orchidaceae.
AUGGCGGAGGCAAAAGGUUCACUGGAUUACUGGAGAAAACUUUUUAACAGCGCAACAUCAGACAUAUUCGAGUUGAUCAAUAAAGCGAUUCUCGUGGCUGCUGAAGAUUUCCCCAAUGAAUUUAAGGACCGAAGGGAUAUGAUUGUUGAGAAGUUAUACACCUGCCAUCUUUUUCUUAAUAAUGGCGAUGCUGAAUCUCUCAAGGAGGUGAAGAAAAACUCCAACACUAACAACCUCGAGGAGAAUGAUCAAAUAGUGAAAAACUCCAACACCGACAACCUCGAGGAGAAUGAUCAAAUAGUUGGAGAGGUGAUGAGGAUAAAGGAGGUGAUCUUGUCCAACAAUCAAUUACAUGAGUCUGAAUCAUAUUCUAUCUUGUAUGAAUCGCUAAGGGCUCUACAACAGAUGCAAUUAUCUGUAGAUGUGUUAGACAUAACUAAAAUUGGACAAACAGUGUCUGCUAUGCGAAAGCACAACUCCAGAAAAAUUCGAAAACUUGUUCGAUGUCUCAUUCAAAGCUGGAGAGUUUUGGUUGAUGAAUGGGUUAAUUCUGCAGCAACAUUUACUAAUAAGACUACAACCAAUUUUGAAUUAGGCUCCUCGUCAAAACAAACAUCUGAACAAAAACCAAUCAGUCAUUCAUCCGCUGGAGUUAAAAGAAAGCAGUUUGAUUGA